Molecule: messenger RNA, 910 nt
Organism: Aphanomyces astaci
Lineage: Eukaryota; Oomycota; Saprolegniomycetes; Saprolegniales; Verrucalvaceae
Product: archaeal ribosomal protein L23
Exons: 2
Coding region: 16-474 (152 amino acids)
Biological process (GO): translation; ribosomal large subunit assembly
Cellular component (GO): ribosome; cytosolic large ribosomal subunit
Molecular function (GO): rRNA binding; structural constituent of ribosome
Source: RefSeq, a predicted model, not a curated record
CAUUUCCCAAGAAAGAUGGCCCCUGCUAAGAAAACCACGUCCACCAAGACCGCCGGCGCCAAGAAGGCCGUCGCCACCGCCCGCCGCGUGCUCAAGGGCAAACACGGCAAGGUCGUGGAAAUCCGCACCAAGACCCACUUCUACCAGCCCAAGACCUUGAAGUUGGCGCGUGCCCCCAAGGUCGUCCGCAAGUCGGUGCCUUCGCGCAACAAGUUCGACAAGUACCGCAUCAUCAAGUCCCCGUUGACGACUGAAUCGGCCAUGAAGAAGAUCGAAGACAACAACACGUUGGUCUUCCUUGUCGACAAGCUCGCCAACAAGCGCCAAAUCAAGGACGCCGUCAAGCAAUUGUACGACAUCAAGGCGUUGAAGGUCAACACUUUGAUCAGACCCGAUGGCCAAAAGAAGGCGUAUGUCCGCCUUACCGCCGAUUACGACGCGUUGGAUGUGGCCAACCGCAUCGGCGUGAUCUAAAUGUGUUUCCAUGGGAAACGUAGUAUACAAGAACAAUGUUCUUGUAUCGCGUGGUUAGCUAGCCUGGAUGAGUUCUUGUCUAAUACAAGGGAUGCCAUCUUGUUGAUAUGUUCACAUAGACGCCCUCCUGUCCAUGGAGUUGGCGCAUACAUCGAAAGCUUGGAAGUAGGUAAUACAUCGUGCAGCGAGGUGAUCUUAUUUGUGUAUUCGUUCUGAAGAACUUGGGGUUGCAAUGCUGCUGGAGGCGGUAGGUACGUGGAGGUGCGGAAGGGUGUAGGUAGGUGGAGAAGUCUCCGCUGGCUGCAUGAAGCGGGUGAUCUUUGUCAGAAGACGCCUCUUCCGAGGCGUUUCUGACUGUGGGUCUAGCAUGUAGCUAGCUUCGCUGUGCUUGCCAUACAUCGUCGUCGGCCUUCGGUCGCCGCCACAUGGAUCGAAG